Molecule: messenger RNA, 1038 nt
Organism: Lolium rigidum
Lineage: Eukaryota; Viridiplantae; Streptophyta; Magnoliopsida; Poales; Poaceae
Exons: 2
Coding region: 1-927 (308 amino acids)
Source: RefSeq, a predicted model, not a curated record
AUGGGCUGCAAGAAGAAGAAAAUGGCGGCUGGCAAGAUGCCGCCGUCGAAGGUCCAGCCCAGUGGCAAGGGGAUGGCGGCUCCUACGCCGGCACUCAUUGAUGUUGCCGUGGAGGCGCUGCCGGCGCCCACCCUGCCCGAGUCCGACGACGUGCCGGAGAAGGCGCCAGUUUGCGACGCGUGCGGUCGCUACCUGAGCCCCCCUGUUUCCCAGUGCUCCCAUAUGCGGCACAUCGCGUGCGGCGACUGUGGUGCCGGCGAGUGCGGUCCUUGCGCUUGCUUGGGCGUCGCCACCGUCUACUUCCCGAACCCAUACCUGGACACCUUGUUCGGCCGCUUCAAGGUGCCGUGCCCAUUCAAAGAGUUCGGCUGCGGUAGCUCCCUCGCCGUCAUCGACCUCAGGGCGCACGUGGAAGCAUGCGGGCGGGCGCCCUUCGAGUGCUUUUGCGGCUCGGAUGUCUUGCCGGCGGAGCUCCAGCGUCACUUGACGGACAAGGCCGGCAAUCACGCCUGGCCCGGCCGCAACAUCACGUACGGCACGGACUUUCAGUUCGCCAUCAACGUGAAGGAUGCUGUCAACAGAUGCAUUAAUUUCCUCUUUGUCGCCGAGGAGGACGGCGGCCUCUUCUUGCUGCGCGGCUACGAUGAGGACCACGGCAUCCACUCUCUCGACGUCGUUUGCAUUAGGCUUAGGAAGAAAACAGGGUCGGUGUACAGCUCCUCAGUCGCGGUGGAAGGCCCUCUGCCCAAGGGCCUCAGGCACGAGCUGAAAAAGAAGGUGAUAGAGAUCUGCUCAGGCGGCAACGACCCAAUCACCAUCGACAUGGGCGAAAUCAGUCCCGCUAAUGCGUGUGAUGUUGUCUGGGUGCAUCAGGAGAUGCUCCAUGGGGACGACAUCCAUCUGUGCGUCCGCAUCGACAAGGUCUAGACUCUAGAGCAUUUGUGCGUGAGGGCGCUAAGUGGAGCAUCAGGAUUAGUAUUAGGACCAAAGGAUCCUUCACGUGAUCCGGUGUGUGGGAAGUAGUAUGUGUGGAAGUGA